AUGAAUAAAACCAGUGAGAUCAAUGAGGCCCCGGAGGUCGUGGAGAUGGAUGUGGUGAAGGAGCAAAUGAACUAUGACCUCAUCGAUCGUGAAGUUGCCGAGUACGCAAAUGCGACCAUCGUGGAGGUUGACGAAGCCACCAAUCGCCGACUCAAGAAGCUCAUCGAUAAGCGUGUGAUGGUGGUCAUGGUUAUCACCUACCUAAUUCAAACUUUGGACAAAGGAACGAUGUCUUAUGCGUCCAUUAUGGGCAUUCAAGAAGAUACCCAUUUGGUGGGCCAACAGUACUCGUGGAUGACAACGAUUCUAUACAUGAUCAUUUUGGUCGUGGAAUUUCCGGAAAACUACAUCAUUCAGCGAGUCCCAAUCGCCAAGUGGCUAUCGGGCAAUAUUAUACUAUGGGGAGUCACACUUUCUCUCCAGGCUGCAAUGAAAAAUUUCGAAGGCCUGAUCGCACUGCGAGCAUUCCUGGGUGUUUUCGAAGCUGUCAGUCAACCGGCAUUCACUUUGUUGUCGUCUAUCUGGUACACACGAGAGGAGCAGGGUGGGGCAGUCACAUUUUGGUUCAUGAUGAAUGGAUUGAAUCAAAUUCUUGGUGGUCUUUUGGCAUUCUGCUUUUCAUUCAUCCCCGAAACCUCUCCGAUCAGCUCCUGGCAAGCUCUUUUCAUGACAUAUGGCAUCAUGACCGUUUUCUGGGGCGCAUUUGUUGGCUGGUGGAUGCCGGACUCUCCUAUGAGAGCCCACUGCUUUACUGAGAGUGAUAAGCAUCUUAUGGUAGAACGUGUACGUCGCAACCGUACCGGCUUGCAAAAUCGCAAAUUUCGCAAAGACCAGGUGUGGGAAGUUGUCAAAGAUCCACAAGUCUACGCCAUCGCACUUAUCCAGCUUUUGCUCACUAUUCCCUCCGGUGGUCUCGGUGCUUUCAACAAUAUCAUCGUCAAGUCAUUCGGCUUCACCACUUGGCAGACCCAGCUGCUUCAAAUGGUCUCCGGUGUCGUCCAGCUCACUGCAAUGCUUAGCGCUGUUUGGAUCGAAAAGCGUUAUAAGCAAACUAUUCUCGUCAUGAUGGCCUCGGUGGUACCCACAAUCGCCGGUGUCAUUGUGCUCCUAACCGUUCCCUUCUCCCAUGAUAAGCGAGUCGGUCUUCUCUUCGCCUACUAUAUCAUGAUCGCGUACUGGGGCUGUGCUGGUCUUGCUCUUUCCAUCGUGACACGUAAUGUCGCCGGGCAGACGAAAAAGAGUGUGGUCAUUGCCUGCAAUUUCGUGUUUUGGGCCGUUGGGAAUGCCAUUGGCCCCCAGACCUUCCAAUCCAAGGAUGCCCCGCGCUAUUUCCCGGCACUAGCAGCCGUGCUGGGCUGUUUUGUACUUCUGGAGGUUGUUUUGCUUUCACUACGCACUUGGUAUAUCACUGAAAAUAAGAGACGCGACCGGAAGGUCGAACAAGGGGAGGUGACAGCCGAUACGACGUUUGCUCACUCGUUUGAGGAUAUUACUGACCGAAAAAACCCGAACUUCCGCUAUAUUUAUUAG
Messenger RNA from Penicillium cataractarum, 1530 nucleotides. RefSeq lists its product as uncharacterized. Lineage: Eukaryota; Fungi; Ascomycota; Eurotiomycetes; Eurotiales; Aspergillaceae. The coding region runs from base 1 to 1530 and encodes 509 amino acids. Gene Ontology annotation, cellular component: membrane. The record is from RefSeq and is a predicted model, not a curated record. Gene Ontology annotation, biological process: transmembrane transport. Gene Ontology annotation, molecular function: transmembrane transporter activity. The transcript has 6 exons.